AUGGCAGCAUUAGCAUCGAGUAGUUUUGAAUUCAAUAUGUUAGUCACUGAAGUGACCGAAGAUAGUUCUUCGGAUGUUAGUGAAGAGAUUGAUGAAUUAGCAGGAGAUCUUGAACCUAUCACGGAAGUUGAUAAUAUGAAGAAUGAUAUACCAAAUAAUGAUAAGCUAGUUCCUUGUAAUGAUGAUAAUAACACGAGUAAUGUAAAGGAACAAGAAAAAGGAGGAGACGAUGAUAUUUACGAAAUCGAAAAAAUAGUAGAUCAUCGAACGUAUAGGGGAUCAAUACAAUAUAUGAUCAAGUGGAAAGGAUAUUCUGAAAAACAUAAUUCUUGGGUGUCAAAAGAGCACGAAAGUGAAUAUUGGAAUAAUAAAGAAAUAGAAGCAAAAGAAAAAAUAAAGUCAUUAGCAGAUAGACAUAAUGUUAAUACAAAAAGAUCGAAAAGACAAAGGUCCAACAGAAUUAAAAAAAAUCAAGAGACACAUGUCAGACAAAAGAAAAGCUUUGUUGAAUUAAAAUCAUCGAAAACUAAUGAAAACUUGUUGAAUAAUAAUGAUAAUCACAAUGAUAAACAUGAUAAUAUGAAUGGUAUUAUAUCUUCAGUUACUCCAUUACGAUCUUCCGAAGUAACUGAAGUUGAAAAAGAUGAAGCAAAUGAUAAUUAUGAUGAAGGAUUAUAUGAAAAAGAAGAAAUAUUUAAAGAAGCAGAAGAAGAUGAUGAUGAUUAUGAUAACUUUACGCCUGCUGCUAUAGCUGGAAGUUGGGAACCUUUUGUUAAAGACGUUGCUACUAUCCAACAAGAUCCAUAUACGGGAACACUAAUAGUUUUUCUGAAUUGGAAGAAUGGACACCGUACAUCACACACUAAUAAAGUAACAAAUGUAAAAUGUCCACAAAAAAUGUUAGAAUUUUAUCAACAGCACGUGCAAUUCGUUCAUCAACAGCAUUAG
Funneliformis geosporum is the source of this 948-nucleotide messenger RNA. The record is from the annotation of a GenBank genome assembly. NCBI's taxonomy places the organism in Eukaryota, Fungi, Glomeromycota, Glomeromycetes, Glomerales, Glomeraceae.